UGGAAAAGGCUGUCUAGAUUCCCAGCAGUUAUUGCCACUUGCUAUGCGCCAUUUGCAGAAUAGUUGGGAAUCCCUUCCCUUCCCUGUUGGUCGCUUGAGAAUCUAUGCGAGGAAUAACUCGCCGCGGGGGGAUCAGAACACGAAGACGCCUGCUCAAGCGGAAUAGCCCCGAGUUCAACUUCUCCUCCACAGUUGUCGGAGAUCAGCACGGGCCGUCAUAUACUCCAAGGCUGCAUCCAGUCCGACAAGAUUAGGUGACACGAGAGCCUGAUUCCUGUCAUUCUCAUGAUAUCGAGUAUGGAUAUAUGUAAUACUGCAGCUGCCCGCUGUCGAUGGGAGGGAUGUUCAGAUCAGCCUCCCCGCUCCAUCCCAAGUGGGACGAGAGAUCCUCCGUGUCAACUUGUCCCGACAGAGGACACGCGGACGAUUUGAUGUUGAUGACUUCCGUUUCAGGGUCCCCGUCUUCGGGCCUCGACCGCAUUCUUAUCGAGCAGAGACGCGAUGGAUGGCGGCUCAGGCCAUGUCGGGGCACUGUGCGCUUCCGCGCAUUCGAGGCGAGAAUGGUGUUGUUGUUGCGUUUGACGAUUGCAGGGCGCGUGAAGCUUCAAGAACAGGAUCCAGCCCUGUCCACUCACGACGCAUUCAUUAGCUGUACUCAGUCGCAGGGUGUGUCGUAUGCGAAGCUCCAAUCAUCAAGAAGACCCUCUCGCGCAUGCCGCGAAUGGGCCCGCUCCAACAUCCCCCGCUACGCUACGCAAGCUACAGAACGGGCUGCAAGACAUGGAAGACAGCGGCUGUAGUCGGUCGUCAAGUCUGCCGUUGAAUCAGGAAGCUGGAGAACCCUCUGUCUGGGAGCCGAUCGGAGCCACACUGAGAACCUGAUGGAUGCCCUCUUCCUCGGUCUGAAGGGGGAGGCCGCCAAACAGGCUAUUUCGGGCGAGCGCUUCUCAUUCGCCGACGGAGCUGCGGCCUUGAUCGACCCUCAUGUGCUAACUCACAUAUGUCCGACGCGCAGAUGAGUUUCUUACGAGCGAGUGUCAUCUUGCCUUCCCAA
This is a messenger RNA of Mycena citricolor, 1054 nucleotides long. The record is from the annotation of a GenBank genome assembly. Lineage: Eukaryota; Fungi; Basidiomycota; Agaricomycetes; Agaricales; Mycenaceae.